Molecule: messenger RNA, 1374 nt
Organism: Bacillus rossius redtenbacheri
Lineage: Eukaryota; Metazoa; Arthropoda; Insecta; Phasmatodea; Bacillidae
Product: sialidase-like
Exons: 5
Coding region: 1-1374 (457 amino acids)
Source: RefSeq, a predicted model, not a curated record
AUGCCGCCCCCAGAAGUUCACACAUCCACAACUCCUGGGGGCCAGACGACCACGAAAGCCGAGUGGUCACACUGUGCGGACGCCGACACGUUGCUCACAAUGUCUCUUCUUGAGACGAGAAUACUCCCGAUGCCACUGCAACCGACGCCACCACCACCGCCCGCCUGGAACGCUACUGGUGCGGCACCGCGUCUCAACUGGGCAACAUCGCCGCACUUCCCAGACAACCAACAGGCCGCCGAAGCAGUUGCAUAUAAUGCCAAGACCAUCACACCACCCCCGACGCCGCCGCCACCGCCUGCCGAGAACGCUACUGGUGCCGCGCUGCAUCUCAACAUGGCAACAACGCCGCACUUCCAAGCCGGCCCACAGGCUGCCGAGGCAGUUCCGUACCAUGCGAUGAUCAACACGCCGCCCCCGACGCCGCCGCCCCCAACUGCCGUGAAGGCUCACGGAGGGUUGACGCGGUGCAAACUGGCCAUGAUGCCACAUCCGCCAGAGGACAAAACGACCACUGAAGUGACAACGACCACUGAGGCGACAAUAACAGAAGAUCACCAGGGGAAACCACUCCGAUGGCGCCGCCCACGGGGAUCAGCCACCUGCCGAGGUAUCUACAGUCAACCCGAUGCCGACUACCACAUUUUGACGUCGUACCGACGCUACCUUCAGCCGGUUCUCACCCGAUCAGUGACCCUCCCGUUCGGAGCGCGCCCCAGCCACAUCCGGAACGAGUCAAGGACGGGUGGCGGCAAUUUCACCAAGGGCGUGCCACUUCCACCUGCCGCGCACGUCACCAAGAGUGUGCCACUUCCGCCGGCCGCGCAAGUCAACAAGGGCGUGCCACUCACGCCCGCCAUGCACGUCAACACGGGCGUGCCACUCACGCCAUCCACGCACAUCAACACCGCCAUGCACAUCACCAAGGGUGUGCCACUCAUACCCGAUAUGCACAUCACCAAGGACGUACCACUCAUGCACGUCAACAAGGGCGUGCCCCUUACACCCGUCACCACGGGCGUGCCACUCAUGCACAUCACCACAGGCGUGCCACUCACGCCUGCCGCGCACGUCAGCAAGGGCGUGCCACCACCGCACACCACGCACAUCACCAAGGGCAUGCCACCACUGCACAUCACCACGGGCAUGCCACUCAUGCACGUCAGCAAGGGCAUGCCACGACCACACACCACGCAUGUCAGCAAGGGUGUGCCACCACCGCACACCAUGCACGUCACCAAGGGCGUGCUACCACCGCACGUUACCAAGGGCGUGCCACCACCGCACGUCACCAUGGGCAUGCCACUCAUGCAUGUCACCAAGGGCGUGCCGCCACCACGCACGCCACUGUGCUACGCCACCGCCCGCCACUAA